CCACUGUGCGCCUAGCAUUAUUCAAAAACAAUGAAAAUAAAGUAUCUGAUACAAAAUCACCAAAGAAAGCACAGCCACAAAGAGAUGGCUACUUUGAAGGUAAGGAAGAAGAAUUUAUGUGUAAGGAUACCACUGCAAAUGAAAAAUUGGAAAGGAAUAAAGAAUAUACAUACCAAUGGCUUCAUACACAGGUUGGGGUUCAUGAAACUAGUUCCAGAAACAUGAAAUGCAAUCACUUCUUGCCUGAGUUAGAUCCAGAUGUACUUAAUGGUGGAAGAGUUCAGCUUGUGGCAAGGCUUGUAAGCAGAGAAGACACGGAUUUAGACCUUUUUUCCAUGACCAGUGGAAGUGCUUUGUCUGUGAAGAGAGAAAAAAAAAAUCAGGCACACAGACACUCAGCAGGAUCUUCAAGUUGUUCAGUUAAGGGAAUACUUGCAUCAAUGAUAACAAAUACAAGACCUUCUAAGAAAGAACGUAUAUCAUUCCGUGACAAUCCUGUACAACUCAGUGGUGGAUGGGGAAGUGGCAAAAAGAAGGUGAAAACUUCAAACUAAUCCUUCAAGCUUCAGCAUUCAAAGCAUAUGGCACACGGUUUCUUUUCAAGAGGUCUGUGGAUAACUGGUCAUAUUACCAAUCGGAUACAAGGUUUUAAGUGUAUUUAAUUUGUAUUAUUAUACAUAUUUCACGAUUCUGUUUUCUGAUGGAUUUCUCUUAUAUUCCAUCUGUAAAAUACAGUUUUGCUGUUGUUCCUGUGUUCAUAUGGAAUGGCUUCCAGAAAUUAAUUCUUGAAAUAUUGUAAUGGAAUUUGCAUAUCCAAUUUCUUUUUUUAUUUAAAAUGUUUAUUACACAUGUACUAGAGAUGGUUUUUGUAAGCAAUAAUAAAUUGUAAUACCAUAAAUAUUAUCAUAAGAGAAUAUAACUGUAUUUUA
This is a messenger RNA of Globicephala melas (long-finned pilot whale), 929 nucleotides long. Its product is annotated as leucine-rich repeat and IQ domain-containing protein 1-like. The record is from RefSeq and is a predicted model, not a curated record. NCBI's taxonomy places the organism in Eukaryota, Metazoa, Chordata, Mammalia, Artiodactyla, Delphinidae.